CUUAUAAUAUUUUUAAACCCCAACGACCUUCUUACAUUUUUCUUAUCAUCAAGUCGAUUAUUUAAUUUUUCCAUGACUUAUGUACCAGUUAAAGUACAAUACUUUUAAAAAUAAAUUGGAGGGCCGGGAGUAGUAGGUAUUGCAAUUGUCCAUUAGUUAGUGCUCCUUGAAACUGCCUAUAAAUAGAAGCUCGUCAUUAGCACAACCAAAAACCACCGAAAAAACAAACUUUAAUUGUUUGUACUUAAACAAUGGCCUCUUUAAAGGUAUUUGUUCUUAGCAUCAUUUUUGCUGUUCUUAUUCUUAUAUCCUGCAAUGUCUCAGCUCGUCACCUUGGUGAGACAAUUUCUACUCAACUGAAGCGUAAGUUUUUCAUCCUUCAUAAUCAUGCUUUAAUUUUUGAAUUGACUCUAAAUUAGCUUACAUAAACAAACUUAAGGUCCAGUAUAAGCUCAAUCAGCGUGACACGUUAAAAAGUAUAUAAAAUUGAGACACCUAACCUAAUGCGGACACCAGCCAGCCUUUGUACAGCAACAUCGCAUUGCACCAUUGGCCAAUCAACGUAGGAUGCUGGUUGCUGGUGUGAAUGUGUGAUACACUAGUCUAACUUAAUGAUACAACCUAUUUUUCGUUUUUUCACAUAUAAAUUGGACAUGUUUUCCCUCUAUUUCAAGACACUGAAAAGAUAAACCCAAAAUCGUUUACACCGGUAAUGUUUCGGGGUUUUUUGAUAUUCUUUGGGAGAGUUACAAUUCCAAGACUGACCUUUGGACGCCUGUACCUGCAAAACAACGGAGACUCUGGUGGGUGGGAGCUCUGCCUCCGACGAUCAAGUUAAAACAUGUAUGGGGAGUAAAGUGCGAAAAGUAAAAGGUCUCUCUUGGAAAUCAAGGGAGUAUCUGCAAUGUGAAAUUGCUCAGUUCGAGGUGUCAGGUGUCUGACUUUCUCUAAUUGUGAGUUGAUGUGAAUUAACUAUUUCUGAAUAGAUGUUCCUAAGAGGGAAACAUCUCCCUUUUAUAGUGUGUUGGAAAACGUGCCCAGUACUAGGUUUUAGUAAACCUAGGCCUGACUAGGCUUUGCCUAGGAAUUUGGGCCGUAGAAGGCCAUUUUUCUGAUGGGCUAUCUGUCUGCCACGUGUCGUGGCCUGAUUGGUCCACCUUGGACCUUUCACAAGGUGACACGUGGCGGACUCUGGUUGGUCCACUUGGAUAACAUGUGGAAGGAUGUGAGUAGUCCACGUUGCGGGGAAAAAUCCCCUAAUCAUUUUCCCCUCACAGGGGUGACAUGGCAUUUCACGUGGCGUCUGUGACAGAUGUCACACCAUGAUUGGCUAACUGUUAUCACCGUUUUUUUGUUUUUUUUUUUUACUGUCUCUUGGAAUUCACCACCUAUAAAUAAGGGGUGUCCAAAUCAUUUGGACAUUCUAGAAACUUUUCAGACAGAACUUUGGACGCUUGCUCUAACACUUUAGACGGCUGCCGCUUGUAUACAGACCGCCUGUUCUUAGACCGCCUGCUUCCUCAGCCGCCAAGUUUUUCAAAAGUUUAGACUUCUUCUCAAAGGUAAACGCUUAUUCUCUUGUACUUUUCUCUUUGCCUUUUUUUUUCCAAAAAUGGUAGCCCAAAAGCACGCGGCACGACGUAGGUUAGUGAUCAGCCGGUCACUGGGGAUGGCUGAAUCUAGAACUAGGAGUGCCGGCUGCCCCUUGCUGGACCACCCUUUGCGAACUGCCCAGAGUCCGACUGUCUAUGUGUCUGUGCAGGACACCAUGGCAGAACAAAAAGAUCUACAAGAGUGAUAAACUCAGACGACUCCUCACUUUAUGUGCCCAUUAGCGAGAUCUCGGACGUGCCACCAGGCGUCCCUAGCACCCCAAGUGAUUCUAUUUUAGCAAAAUCAGAGGAGGUACAGAAUGACCCUCCUAUCAUUGAUCUAUCUGGGCAGGCGGCUGCUUUGCCCGAGAGCUCAAGCGAUGACUCUGAGCCUAGCACCUCGAGUCGGCAUUCUGGCGACUUAGAGGAGAGGCACUCUCAGCUACAUAUUGCGAAAGAAAGCCAUGAGGUGGAGAAAGGAGAGAAAUGGGCAUAGUCAGCUGCUACCCAUAGAGAAAUGUAUACCCCCUACUUUUUCCAUGUUCCUUAAGGCAAGCGCAAGGCCAUGUCUGAAAAGAUUGGGAGUUUUAGGGCUGACCAUGUGAUGGGUCAUGGUUACAUUCUUACGGUGUCGGAUGCCGAGGAUACGGUAGUCUGGCCAGAGAAGUCCAGCUACGGGGACGAGUGUUUUGGCUGCUAAGAGGCGGCUAUUAAAGCUGGUUUAAGGUUUCCUCUACAUCCAGCUGUUAAGAGGAUUUUGGAUGGGUACCAGUUGGGUAUCUGGAAACUGGCCCCAAACUCAUGGUUCAACAUCUUGGGCUAUGUUACCGACUGUGAGAUGUAUGAGGUGGAUCCAAGCUUCAAAGCAUUUGCUCAUAUGAACUAUCUCAGCCGAACCCCAAAAACAAGCGGGACCGGCUGGUACAGUUUGUCUAGCCACAAGGGCUACAUGAUGACCAUGAGGAAGGAGAACAAAUGGAAGGAUUGGAGGAACAACUUCUACAUAGUCUCCUGCCCUGAUAAGGUCAAGAACAGAAAGUACAACAGGUGGAAUAGGGAUCCACCGUACUUGACUGGCAGCUCUGACCUGCAGCCUGGUUCCUCGAAGAGCCAAGGAAGAGAUCCUAGACCGAGAGCUCUUCAAAGUAAUUAUACAAGCGAACCCCGAGACUAGGGUGAGGGAGUUCAUCCCUCAAAAUUACAUUCCAAAGUAUAACUGGUUAUACGAUGGGACAUAUCUGGCCGCCUACGGCCUUACCGAGGAGAUGACGAGAGGUAGUAGACCGCCUGUUUAGAGUGUCUUGUUAGACUUGGCUGAUUUUGUGUAACCAUUUGAUUCAUCUUUUGCAGAUAAAGCUAUGGACAAGAUCUCGGCCUCCAAGAAAGUAGCCGCCCAAAUCCGCGCGGCCAUUCUAUGCAAGCGUUCAUUGAGGAGUCGCUUGCCAAACAGGUGCCUAGGGGCAACGUGGUCAGACCUUUCUCCUCAUCCCAGCCGGACCCCAAGGUCAGGAAGCAGACGGCCGGGGAUGUGCCGACUCCUGGAAAAGCUAGGAGACAGGCGGCUGAAUGGUCAGGAAGGACUCCCCAAAGCGGGGCAAGGACUCCGGCUACCCCUGGGAUCAGCCGACCCCCUAGAGAAAAGGAGGUGGCGAGAGAUGCCCUUGAAGAGCCGGACCUGGUUCAGAUGGCCAAGUCCAUGUUGAAGGUCAUCCCUGUUGAGGACAGGAAGUCUGUUAAGGGAGUCGGCACCCUAAACCUUGAAGCCAUCCUGGUUCUCCUUGCCGAGUCUAUGCUGCGAGUGUAUGGUCUCCGCAAACCUAUCUCCUACAACAAAGAGGCGUCAGCCACUUUGCAGGUCAAAAAGGACUUAGAGGCGGCCAGGAAGAAGAUCUUGGAGCUGGAGUAGUCUAUUAAGGACCUCAAAGCUAAGAUGGAGCCUCUAAAGGAGGCGGACAAGGAAGCCGAGGGACUCCGCAAGCAGGUAAAUAAAGGCCGCCUACAGAGUCAAGAGGCUGACCUCACC
Chenopodium quinoa (quinoa) is the source of this 3615-nucleotide messenger RNA. RefSeq lists its product as uncharacterized. The transcript is spliced from 5 exons. Bases 3007 to 3498 code for a protein of 163 amino acids. The record is from RefSeq and is a predicted model, not a curated record. Lineage: Eukaryota; Viridiplantae; Streptophyta; Magnoliopsida; Caryophyllales; Amaranthaceae.